CUGUGUCCGCCUCAGAGCGUUCAUUCGGCCAGGCGCUGCCGCAACGGGAAGAGCGGAACCUGCGGCAUGGCGGCGGGCGAGGGCGGGGCCGAGCCGCUGCCCCCGCCCUCCCCCUUCCUGCCGGGCCCCGAGCGCGCCCUGGAAGAAGCGGCGGCCUCAGGGAAGCUGAGCCUGGCGGGCCGGCACCUGAGGCACUUCCCCGAGGGAGCGGCCCGGCGCUGGGACCUCAGCGACACCACGCAGGCGGAUCUGUCCCGAAACCGUUUUGCAGAGGUGCCUGAAGCAGCCUGCCACCUCAUGUCCUUGGAAGGGCUGACCUUGUACCACAACUGCCUGCGCAGCAUCCCUCCCGCCAUAGCCAAUCUCCAGGCCCUCACCUACCUGAACCUCAGCCGGAACCAGCUGACCUCCCUGCCCGCCUGCCUCUGCCGCUUGCCCUUGAAGGUCCUCCUCGCCAGCAACAACAAGUUGGUGAGCCUGCCUGAUGACAUCGGUGCUCUCCACAACCUCCGCCAGCUGGACGUCAGCAGCAAUGAGCUGCAGUCUCUGCCGCUCGGCCUGGGGGGCCUGGAGUCUCUUCGGGACCUCAGCAUCCGGAGGAACCAAAUCGACAGCCUGCCCGAAGAGCUGGCCGAGCUCCCACUGGUGCGGCUGGACUUUUCCUACAACCGUGUGGCUCACAUUCCUGUCUGCUACCGUCACCUGCGGUACCUGCAGUGCAUCAUCCUGGAAAACAACCCCUUGCAGUCCCCACCUGCGCAGAUCUGCGCAAAGGGCAAAGUCCACAUCUUCAAGCACCUCCACCUCGAGGCCUGCAGCAAGGCCAGGCUGGACCUGGAGGAGUUUGCCCGAGGAAGCCGCCCCACGGCCUUCGGCACGAGCCUCCUGGAGGAAUUCUACCCUCUGCGGCAGUACGGCGGCCUCGACUCAGGCUUCAACAGCGUGGACAGCGGAAGCAAGCGGUGGUCGGGAAACGAGUCGACAGACGAGUUCUCAGACCUCUCCUUCCGCAUUGCGGAGCUCACCCGGGACCCCCGGCAGCUGAAGGAGAAGCGCAACGGGGCAGCUGACGCCAAUGAUUUGGAGCAAAUCGACUAUAUUGACAGCAGCAUCAACGGGGAGGAGGAGGAAGAGGUGAGGCAGCAGAAGCCUGGGAAGAGCAGCCUUCAGAGGGCUGGCGCCGCAGAGCAGAGUCUGAGCAGCAGGGCCUCCGGGGGCAUGGCCCCGUCCCGGCUGGAGCCGUCAGGAGAGGAGCGCCGCCGUCCAGAGAUCUUGCAGUUGUGGCAGGAGAGGGAGCGCCAGCAGCAGCUGCAGCCGUCACGAGCCUUGUGGAGCCAGGGACGAGAGAAGCAAGACAGCAGUGGCCUGGCUGAGAACAGCAGCGGCGGCAGCAGCAGCCUCCCCCAGCUGAAGCAUCGCAGCCAGGGAUGCGAGCAGCUGUCUGGUUCCCCCAGACAAGCCGUCUAUCAUGCAGAUCUGUGUCAGGUGCAGAACUCCACGGCUGCCUCCCCUUCCUCCCGAGAGCCUGGUCUCACGCAGAAGCCCAGCAGCUUCCUCUUCCGCUCCUCAUCCCGGAACAGCAUCCAGCGGGGCUCCGGGCUGUCCUGGCCUGAGCCGUAUCCUGCUGAGGCCAGCCACCUGCUGAGGCUGCGUGCCGGGUCCCAGGUGCUGGACGAGAGAGAGCUGAGAGCUCAGCUGCGCAAGACCAUCGAGUCCCACCUGAAGAUCACUCUUGCUGAGGACCUGGGCGAGGCGCUGGCCAACGGAGUGAUUCUCUGCCAGCUGCUCAACCACCUGCGCCCGCGGGCUGUGCCCUUUGUCCACGUGCCCUCCCCUGCUGUGCCAAAGCUGAACACCAUCAAGAGUCGGAAGAACGUGGAGAGCUUCCUGCAGGCCUGCCGCCAGCUGGGGGUCCCAGAGGUCUCCCUCUGCUCCACCUCCGACAUCGUCCGCGGCAACACCCACGGCUUGCUCCGCCUCCUCCUCGCGUUGCCAGGCCUUGCUCCAGGGAGGGGGGCGGCUCCUUUCCCCACCGCCCCCCUGUCCGAGCACCUGCUGGGCUUUGGCAUCUUCUACGUCUCUCUCAUGUUGCUGCUGUAUCUGGGCUAUUGCAAGCUUUGUGGCUUCUGA
Molecule: messenger RNA, 2130 nt
Organism: Heteronotia binoei (common prickly gecko)
Lineage: Eukaryota; Metazoa; Chordata; Lepidosauria; Squamata; Gekkonidae
Gene: LRCH4
Product: leucine rich repeats and calponin homology domain containing 4
Exons: 19
Coding region: 67-2130 (687 amino acids)
Molecular function (GO): protein binding
Source: RefSeq, a predicted model, not a curated record